UAUUAGAUGACGACUUUUAUUUGUUUCUUUUGAUUCCUUCAUCUAUAAAAUUCAAGACUCUCAAAUUUUUAUAAGCAAAUCAAAGAAAGAGAGAGGUCAAAGAAAUGUGCACGCUAGAGAAGAGAGGCAACAUCUACAUCCUCACGCUGACCGGUUCCGGCGAGCGCCGCCUGAACCCUACUCUCAUCGACUCCAUUCGAUCUGCUUUACGUAGACUCCGAGCUGAGCCAACCUCCCCAUGCUCAGCUCUAAUCACCACUGCCCAUGGAAAGUUCUUCUCUAAUGGAUUUGAUCUUGCCUGGGCACAAUCAUCUCAACCACGUCUCAAUCUCAUGGAUUCGAAACUCCAAUCUCUCGUAUCAGAACUCAUCUCUCUUCCUAUGCCAACAAUAGCUGCAGUCACAGGCCACGCAUCAGCAGCUGGAAUGAUCUUGGCUCUGAGUCAUGACCAUGUUCUCAUGAGGAAGGACAGAGGGUUUCUCUACAUGAGCGAGAUGGAUAUUAGGCUUGUAAUACCAGAUUGGUUCGUGGUUUUGUUGAAGUGCAAGAUAGGGGAUACUAAUGUCAGACAUGAGGUGAUUAUGACAGCGGCCAAAUUAACGGCUGAGAUGGCGGUGGUGAGAGGGAUAGUGCACUCCGCGCAUGAUAGCGCAGAGGAAACGGUUGAUGCAGCAGUUAGGUUGGGAGAGGCGCUGGUGAAAAGAGGUUGGGAUGGGGAUGUGUAUGGGAAGAAUAGAAUGGUGCUUCUGAGCGAAGUUUUGGAGAAAAUUGGGUCGGAAAAUGCGACUGUAGAGGAGGAGAAGACCCAGUCAAAAUUGUAAUGGCGUCAAAUUUGUAAUGCUUGCUAAAAAUUAUCAUUAAUAUACUUAUAAUAAAGGGAUCAGUCCGGACAUCUACAUAUUUGCCUUC
This is a messenger RNA of Manihot esculenta (cassava), 909 nucleotides long. Its product is annotated as enoyl-CoA delta isomerase 1, peroxisomal. The coding region runs from base 105 to 821 and encodes 238 amino acids. The transcript has a single exon. Gene Ontology annotation, cellular component: peroxisome. Gene Ontology annotation, biological process: fatty acid beta-oxidation. Lineage: Eukaryota; Viridiplantae; Streptophyta; Magnoliopsida; Malpighiales; Euphorbiaceae. The record is from RefSeq and is a predicted model, not a curated record. Gene Ontology annotation, molecular function: delta(3)-delta(2)-enoyl-CoA isomerase activity; enoyl-CoA hydratase activity.